GGAAAGAAUUUGAAUUUUUUUUUUAAUGAUGGAUGAUUCCGAAUUAUUAUUAAAUCAAAAAGUAUCCACCGCCUUGAACACAAUCAUUGCAAGUGAAUUGAAAGAUAAUCACGAUGAUACUUUGAUUGAAAAAUUCUGCUCGCUUUUGAAUGAAUUUGAUGAGAAAUUUCUCGAAAAUCUGGUCACCACCAAUGAAAACUUGCUCUCAUUGAUCGACAGUCAUUUGGAAUGGAAAAGUUUCAUCUGCGAUGAUGAUUUCGAAUUGAAAAUCGAUAAUGUGGUCAUUGUAUUGCGAAUAUGCAAGCCAUUGUUGAAUCGCGAACUCAUAUUCCAGAUUUAUUUGAAACAAUCUAACCAAAAUCUCAUUGAAUUAGUGUUGAAAAUAAUUGCAACAAAUUACAAAGAUAAAUUGAGCCAACACCACAUGUUGAACAUUGCGCUCUUUUCAUUAUUCAACAGUAUUUGUCAUCAUCAAACUGGCAAACAAUUUCUAAUCACUCAUUUUCUUACACCAGAAAAUGGUUCAUUUUUCAUCGAAAAUCUGUUCGAUUAUGACUGUCAAACCCGUUUCAUUCAAAAAGAAAUUCAUUUACUUUUGGCCAACAUUAUCGGUUUAUCAUUGGAGUUUGAUCAGACCAGAUUGCAAGAAAUUGUCGCAUAUAAAUUUGCCAAUCUGAAAUUCAAUUUACCAAAAAUUGUCUGCAAUAUAAUUGAUUUGUUACCGGAUCGGAAUGAAUUUUUUCAUCGAUUUCAGAUAUUCUUGUCAUUUGAAGUUUUUUUAGUCAACUGUGAUCGAUUCGAUGACGAUCUCCUGAAACAAUCAAUCAAAUUAAUCGAAUUGAUUUCAUCCCUGAAAAAUUAUGCAAAUAAAACAGAAUAUCUAAUCGCUUUAUUGAAGGAAAAAUUGCUAAAACAACAAGACUGUUUUGCUUAUUCGACAUUUUUAAUUUCCUUGUCAAAUUCCCAUUCAAAAUGUGUGGAUAUAGAAAUGUAUCGUGGAAAAUCCCAUUCUUUUAUUGGCCAUUAUCUAAUGCAUUUGCUCGGUCAUCAUGAUUCGAAUGGACUGGCCAACCUAUCGGACGAAGAACGAGUCUUGCUUGAGAAUAUUCCAAUGAUCCGAUUGCAGACCAUCUGCCUUCAACAGUUGAACAAAUUGCAACCAUCAACUGAAUGUCAUCAAUUAGUCCCAUUGCUUGAGAACGUUAUUAACGUUAAUAACAAUAACAUAGCAAACAACAAGAAACAUCUCAAUUUGUUAUUAUCAUUUUUUGAGAGAUUGAUCAUUCAAAAUUACGAUGCUGACCGCAGAAUCCAAGACAUUUAUCUGCAAAUCUAUUGCAAUUAUCCCGUGGUUCGAAAAUCGAUUCUACAAUCAAUCGUUGAUAUUUUUCGCAAACGAAAAAAAUUUGAUUUUCCAAAAUUUCUUCCCAUUUGGCUCAAUCAUCUGAUUAAUGUCGAUAAAGAUGACGAUGACGAAAUUGUCGACAUUAUCAUUGAACUGAUCUUUCACAUAAUCUUGGAAGAUGAGCAAACUCAAGAGCUCAAUGAAUUUCUAUCCGGCGAACAUGCCUAUCUGCUUAGAACGAUCGAUUUGGAAGCAAAUUGUCGUGCCAACAUUCUAUCAACCCUUUUCAUGGCUCAUUACUGCUUUGAUUCAUCGAAUCAUUCAUCAAAUCAUUCAUCAAUCGUUCUGAAUACGAAUUUCCUUGGUGAUACAUUUUUCGAACAAUCAUUUCUCCAAUUUGAUCAAUUGGAUUUGGAAUUUCGACAGCAAUUUUUCGCAAACAUGAAACAAAUUCUUUCGAAAUUCAGCAUUGAUUUGCCGCAGCAAAAAUUUGUGUUACGUUUAGUUUGUCAAAUUUUUUCAGAUGAAAACGAUACUGAAUUGCUGUUGGUGUUGUUGAAUCUGAUCGAAUUGAUCAUAUGCAAACAAGAGCUGCGUGAUUCGCCGCAAUUCUCUCAAUUGAUAAUCGAUACAAAUCUCUUUGCAUCGUUAUUCGGUUUAUUUGGUGAGAAUUCAUUCAUUUCUUGUCAAGUUGAAAUGGAAAUCAUGCAAUUUCUUGGCAGAUAUCGAAACGAUUUGGUUAUAAUUAUGGAUAAAUAUCCCGAUUCUAAACACGAUGGCAUCUAUCCACUGUUAACAUCAUCAUCACGAUUCGAAGAACAAAUGAACAAGAUCCACGUAAAUCAAUCUUUGAAUAGUCCACAGUUAUCACUGUUGGACGACAUUAUUCAUACAUCGAAAUUGUUAUCGGAUCAAAUUGUGAUGGAUUGUUAUUGAACAACACACCGUGUGACAUUUAAACAAGUGUACGGAAUUUUCUUUUAAUUAACAUUUCAAAUUCCUUACAUGAAUUCACCAAUGAAAAAUCUUCAUUCAUUCGCUUUACUUUUUUAUUCUAAAUUCUAAAUUGGAUUCCUGCCACAAGUGUUGUUAUAUUUUUAGCCAAAUAAUCCUAUUCACCGUGAAUAAAAUGAGAAAUUCUUAUCAACAA
This is a messenger RNA of Dermatophagoides farinae (American house dust mite), 2495 nucleotides long. RefSeq lists its product as uncharacterized. The record is from RefSeq and is a predicted model, not a curated record. NCBI's taxonomy places the organism in Eukaryota, Metazoa, Arthropoda, Arachnida, Sarcoptiformes, Pyroglyphidae.